Messenger RNA from Daktulosphaira vitifoliae (grape phylloxera), 819 nucleotides. RefSeq lists its product as uncharacterized. The coding region runs from base 82 to 729 and encodes 215 amino acids. The record is from RefSeq and is a predicted model, not a curated record. The transcript has 2 exons. Lineage: Eukaryota; Metazoa; Arthropoda; Insecta; Hemiptera; Phylloxeridae.
UGAGACAUUUGGCACUUGGAGCAAUUUUCAAGACACCUUAUUAGUUAACAAGCUAAAAUCUGUACGUGUGUGCAAAUUGAUAUGAAAAAUAUAACACAUGAUGUCGCUAACGAACAUAUACAAAACCACAAGACAUUGUUACCUUUGAAAAUUAGAAAUAAUACUGUGUAUACUAGUGCUAAGGUUUCACUCAAAAACUUCAAAGACUUCUACCUAAAUGACGACAUUCAUAAUCCUGUACCUUUGAAUGAAGAAUAUUUAGGUUCAGCGCCUCGUUUAUCAUACCGUACGCUUGCUGUUGGAAGAACCUUGCAACAAAUUACGGAUGAAGCUAAACGAGAAUUUAACGAUCCAUUCGAAGCUAUAGUUUGGCUUAGAAAUGUUAUUGAAGGCAUUGGAACAUUAUUAUUGCAAUAUGGUUUAUUCACAGCAAGUGCAAUAAAACACAUACCAAAAGAACACAAGAAGUUUAAUCGUCAUUUUAAUGAGGCCUCAACUUUUUUCAAUUUUCUAUCAGAAAAAUUUAGUGAUUAUCGUUUACGUAGUGAACCGAUUAUUGAAAUAAUUCCAAUAUUUAAUAAAUAUAACCAAUCUCAAAUACUGGAAGAAGAUAAACAGAAAUUCAUAAAACUUAUCUAUGAUGUUAGGAAGCGUUUCUUAAAGUGUGCAUUUUUGGUAGAGAUGGCACAUCCUCAAAUUUUAAAAUACAAGUAUUUUAAUGUUACAUAGUGUGUUAUUGUUCGUAAGACAAUACUUUCAGUUUAACAAAAAUUAAUUUUUUUUUUCAUAAAGAGAUUUAGAAAAUACUAGUAAAUUAAA